AUGUGUGGAAUUCUCGCCGUUUUUGGACUUGAAGGACAUCCCGAAAAUUAUGAAAAAAACUUUCUUGAAAACCUUGAUUGCAUGGAACAUCGAGGUCAAGACUCGACAGGCUUCUAUUGGGGCGAAAACUUUAUUCUAGGCCACUUGAGGCUCGGAUUUGUUGGUGGAACAAGCGGAACGCAGCCACUGAGUUCAUAUGACUCAUCUAUCGUUUGCAUCGCUAAUGGAGAAAUUUACAACUAUAAAUCUAUCUGGAAACAGCUGGAUAAGAUCGACCCCACGAUCAAUAAACAAAGGAGAUCAGAAUCCGAUUGCGAGACUUUCAUAACGUGUUACCAAGCUUUCGGUCCAAAUUUUCUUCAAAAAGUCGACCUUGUUGGAAUGUUUGCUUUUAUCUUGGUCGAUAUGAAGAAACAAAAAGUCAUCAUCGGCCGAGAUUUUGGUGGAAAAGUGCCUCUUCAUUUCUGCAAAGAUAAGAAUGGAGAAUCUUGGUUCGCUUCGGAAAAGAAGGGCUUGAUGAACCAAGUUGAGCAUAUGGAUGAAAUCUUUGACUUUCCUAUCGGGAAAUAUUAUUUGAUCGACAGAAUACAACAGACGAAACAAGUGAAGACAAUUCCAAACAACCCGCUCCAGCACUCUUUUGCUCCUAUAAAAAAUUGGAGUACUGAAGAAAUUCUUACGAAAUUCUGCAUUGCUGUUGAGCGCAUCAUCCCCGAGAAGAUUCCGUUUGCAGUCCUUCUUGACGGUUCAAUUUACGCAGAACUGCUAUUUCACGCGAUUCAAGGUCGAGUCAACGAUAAGAAGAGGAUUUUCCCGAUCAUACUUCAUGGCGAUUUUUUCUACAGCGAUGAUGAUAUUCGAAAAUUGCAAAAAGAAUAUGGUUGUGACUUACACGCUAUUACUAUUUCUCCGAGUCGAAUUCUUGAAGACAUAGAAGAUAUCAUGUACGCGAUUGAAUCAGCUGAUCCAGCAAAGAUUUUUGAAGGCUCUACGAUUUACUACGGCAACUUUUUUAUUGAUUAA
Molecule: messenger RNA, 1023 nt
Organism: Oikopleura dioica
Lineage: Eukaryota; Metazoa; Chordata; Appendicularia; Copelata; Oikopleuridae
Source: the annotation of a GenBank genome assembly